UUUUAUUUUCAAAAACAGAAACAGAGCUUCGUCCGUUUUCAUAAACCAACAGCUUUUCCUUUUUCUUUUUCUUUCUUCCAUUCUUCUUCUUCGUCUUCCUCCUCCCACCCUCUCUCUCCCUCUCUCUCUCUCUCUCUAGAAAAGAGGUUUGUUCCCUCAACAAACUCAACCUCCCCUUUCCUUCUAGUCCUCCUCCUCCCUCCCUCCCCUCUCUCUCUCUCUCUCUCUCUCUCUCUCUCUCUCUCUCUCUCUAAACCUCGUAACUUACGCUUUCAGUAUCAAUCAAAAUCCCCAUAACGUAAACCCCUUGAUUUAGCCAGCCCAGUUUUGGGAGUUCCUAACAAGAAAAAGAUUGCACCUUUCCAUUUCCAUUUUCAUUUCCUCCAAUCCCCAAUUCAAGCUUUCGUUUUCGGGUUUUUGGGUUUCAGCCUGAUGAGAGAAUUUGAAGAAUUGGGUCGCUGAUUCUGGACACGUGGAUCUUAGGGUUUUGUAGGUUCUUUUUUUUUUCUUUUUCAAUGCUGGGUUUGAAAUGGGUCGGAGUCCAAGUCUGAAGGUUUGAAUUGACAAUUUGAGGUGUGAAUUUGGGGGUUGGGGAGGUCUGCGUAGACUGAAUUUGUAGCUUGUGGUUGUGAAAAUGAUGGUUUCCGCGUCACCGUCGAUGAUAGCGAGGAGCUCAUUGGAGGAAAUGCUGGAUUCGCUUCGGCGGAGAGAUGAGGGCGAAAAGCCGAAGGAGUUGCCGCCGGCUUUGCCAGCUCGGCCACCUUCCAGGGCUCGGCUGCCAUCAGCCCGCCGCUCUUUGCCCAACAACUUCAGGGUCGAAGGCGCAGAGCGCUCACUGGAGUGUUUGCCUAGUAUGAACAAGAGAAAAGACGGGGACUUGGGGUUCAAGACAAGUAAUUUUGGCGUGAAGAAGACGGAGAAUGAUCAAAAUGUUGAGUCGCCAUACGGCAGGUCACUGAAGGACUGUCGAAUGAAGCCGGAGCAGAAGAUUGCAAAGUCGGAUUGCGAUGACAACAUUGGUUAUUUCAUCAAGAAGAAACUUCAUGUUUGGUGUCGGCUACCUGGUGGGCUGUGGGAGUUAGGAACGAUACAGUCAACUUCAGGGGACGCCGCCCUUGUUUCAGUCUCUAGUGGAAAUGUAAUCAAAGUUUGCAGAGUUGAUCUUUUACCUGCAAACCCAAAUGUUCUCGAAGGUGUGGAUGAUCUUAUCCAGCUUAGUUAUUUGAAUGAGCCUUCUGUACUUUACAAUCUUCAAUGUAGAUAUUCCCAGGAUAUGAUUUAUAGCAAAGCUGGGCCAGUUUUGAUUGCAAUCAAUCCUUUCAAAGAUGUUCAAAUUUAUGGAGAAGAUUUUGUCACAACUUAUAGGCGGAAACUAACAGACAAACCUCAUGUUUAUGCUGUGGCAGACGCUGCUUAUGAUGAGAUGAUGGCAGAUGAUGUAAAUCAGUCCAUAAUCAUAAGUGGGGAAAGUGGAGCUGGGAAAACCGAGACAGCAAAAGUUGCAAUGCAAUACUUGGCUGAUCUUGGUAGUGGCAGUUGUGGCACAGAGCAUGCAAAUGCAAUCCUUCAGACCAAUUGUAUACUAGAAGCGUUUGGAAAUGCAAAAACAUGCAGAAAUCACAAUGCUAGUCGAUUCGGGAAAUUAUUUGACAUUCAUUUUAGCACAGCAGGAAAAAUAUGUGGUGCUUCUAUCCAAACAUUUUUUUUGGACAAGUCUAGAGUGACACAACUACAAAAUGGUGAGAGGUCGUACCAUGUCUUUUAUCAACUCUGUGCUGGUGCUCCAUCAACGCUAAAAGAGAGGCUAAACCUUAAAAGGGCUAGUGAGUACAAGUAUCUUAAUCAGAGUGAUUGCUUGGAAAUUGAUGGUGUAGAUGAUGCGCGGAAGUUUCAUAUGCUCAUGGAAGCGCUAGAUGUUGUUCGAGUUUGUAAGGAAGAUCAAGAACACGCGUUUUCAUUGCUGGCUGCAGUGUUAUGGCUGGGAAACAUAUCAUUUCAAUCAAUUGACAAUGAGAAUCAUGUAGAAGUGUUAGCUGAUGAAGCUGUAACCAUUGCUGCCAUGCUGAUGGGUUGUAGUUCUCAGGAACUGAUUCUUUCCUUAUCCACCCCCGAAAUCCAUGGUAGCAAGGAUAGUAUUGUCAAAAGAUUGACACUGCGACAGGCAGUUGAUGCAAGAGAUGCAUUGGCAAAAUUUAUCUAUGUCAGCUUGUUUGACUGGCUUGUAGAACAAAUUAACAAGUCACUUGCAGUGGGAAAAUGCCGUACUGGGAGAUCCAUCAGUAUACUUGAUAUUCACGGGUUUGAGUCAUUCCAGAAGAACAGCUUUGAACAGAUGUGCAUUAAUUAUGCAAAUGAAAGGCUGCAACAACAUUUCAACCGACAUUUAUUUAAGCUUGAGCAGGAGGAAUGUGAAUUGGACGGGGUUGAUUGGACUAAAGUUGAUUUUCAAGACAACCGAGAAUGCUUGAAUCUGUUUGAGAAGAAACCUUUUGGGCUGCUAUCCUUGUUGGAUGAGGAAUUGAACUUCCCCAAGGCAAAUGAUUUGACCCUUGCCAAUAAAUUUAAGCAACACUUGAAUGCUAAUUCUUGCUUCAAAGCAGAAAAAGCCAGCAGUUUCAGUAUUUGUCAUCUUGCUGGAGAGGUCCUAUAUGACACAAGUGGAUUCUUGGACAAAAACAGAGAUAAGUUGCCCUCUAUUUUCUUCCAACUCCUGUCAUCGUGCAGUUGCCGACUUCUGCAGUUGUUUACUUCCAAAGAGUUUAAGCAGUUCCAGAAACCAGAAAAUUAUUCGUGCCAGAUGAAUGCGUUGGACCCUUCAAAAUCAAGCGCUGGUAUUGAGUUCAAGGGUCAAUUGUUUAAACUAAUGCACCAGUUGGAGAGCAGCAAACCUCACUUCAUUAGCUGCAUAAAGCCAAACAGUAAGCAGCUUCCCGGCAUGUAUGAAGUAAACCUUGUUUUACAACAGCUCAGGUGUUGUGGAGUUUUGGAGGUUGUUAGGAUAUCACGAUCUGGAUAUCCUACUAGAAUGACACAUCAAGAAUUUGCUGGAAGGUAUGGUUUUCUACUUUUGGAGGACGAUUUACCUCAGGAUCCAUUAAGUCUAUCCAUUGCUAUUCUAAAAAGAUUCAGUGUCCUCCCUGAAAUGUACCAAAUUGGCUAUACGAAAGUGUUUCUUAGAACGGGGCAGAUUGCAUCGUUGGAGGAUAAGCGAAAGAAAGUUCUGAGAGGAAUAAUUGGUGUCCAAAAAUACUUCCGUGGUCACCGGGCUCGUUGUCACUUUGAUCAACUUAAGGAAGGAGUCGCAAAGAUACAAUCAAAUGCAGAUGGUCUUUGUGAAAAUACUGGAAGGAAACCAGGUGCUUGUGAAACUGUUGAUGAGCGGCAAAAUUUGAAGAGGUCACAUCCUGAGAAUGGGAAAGCUAAAAGGAAGGCCGGCAGGAAGAUGUCAGAGGUGAAGGAUUUGCCAUCAGAUUUGGCAGAGCUUCAAAGGCGGGUGCUUCAGGCUGAAGCAACUCUGGUGCGGAAGGAGGAGGAAAAUGCUGAAUUACAGGAGCAACUGCAACAAUUUGAAACAAGAUGGUCAGAAUAUGAAUCAAAGAUGAAAUCGAUGCAGGACGUGUGGCAGAAGCAGAUGGUGUCUUUACAGACGAGUCUUGCUGCGGCCAGAAAGAGUCUUGGAUCUGCCAAUACUGCUGGUCAACCUGUAACACUAGGUUCUGUUUCAUCGGCCCGCUAUGAUUCUGAAGAAGCCACAUCUAUGGGAUCUCGAACUCCUGGUGCAAGCACACCCCUCAAUGGAGCAGGGCGUGAGGCUAAUGGCAGCUCGAAUGCAGUCAGCAAUCUGUUGAAGGAAUUUGAGCAGCGGAGACAGAUAUUCGAUGAUGAUGCGAAAGCUCUGGUUGAGGUAAAACCUGGGCAGUCAGCUGCAAAUAUGAAUCCUGAGGAAGAUUUACGAAAACUUAAACACCGGUUUGAGUCCUGGAAGAAAGAGUACAAGGCAAGAUUACGGGAGACAAAGACAAAGCUUCACAAAAUUUGGCACUCAGAAGAGGAAAAACGGCGGAGAAAAUGGUGGGGAAAGAUAGGCUCAAGAGCAUUGUAGUAUCUUGUUUUAGAUGAUCAAUCACCGUCUCGUGAUGGACAAAGGAGAUACCUAAGAGGCUAAGAGGAUGACCGAAGAAAGGAAGUAACUUUCUCAGCAAGCUACCUCUCCUUCUUCAGUAGCUUCUCCUCUGUUUAUAUAUAUGGCAUCACAUAUCGGUGAAUCUUGGUGUGGGGUAGUAUUAUGGAGAGAAACUUGUGUAUCUACCAAAUUUUUGUGACAGUGGGAAUGUUGAUGAUCAUGUGAAUAGAAAAUUAGGGACUUUCUUAAGUGGUUUCAGCCGCUAUUUCUUCAUUGAUUAGUUUAGGCAGUUUGUGUAUAAUCUGUUGGCAUUGAUGUAAUCUGCUACUGUGUAGAUCUUGUUGAAGAUGUGAUAUGUUCAUAUUGUCUGUUUUUUAAGAGAUUAGUACCUGAUUUUCCAAUGUGCUUUUUAUCUUUCUAAAAGCAGAUUACAUG
Malus domestica (apple) is the source of this 4558-nucleotide messenger RNA. Its product is annotated as myosin-2. Gene Ontology annotation, cellular component: myosin complex; cytoplasm; vesicle. The record is from RefSeq and is a predicted model, not a curated record. Lineage: Eukaryota; Viridiplantae; Streptophyta; Magnoliopsida; Rosales; Rosaceae. Gene Ontology annotation, biological process: vesicle transport along actin filament; actin filament organization. Gene Ontology annotation, molecular function: ATP binding; actin filament binding; microfilament motor activity.